Molecule: messenger RNA, 1081 nt
Organism: Mytilus trossulus (common blue mussel)
Lineage: Eukaryota; Metazoa; Mollusca; Bivalvia; Mytilida; Mytilidae
Exons: 5
Coding region: 118-984 (288 amino acids)
Source: RefSeq, a predicted model, not a curated record
UGAUAUUGUAAUAAGAACAAAUUAUGGUAUAUAAAGGAUAGCAGCUUUGUAGUUAGUACAGAGUUCCAGCAUUGUGAUAUAGCCAUUGUAGUCCUACUGUCAUUCUAAGUAUAGAAAAUGUGGUCUACUGGUAUUGUUCUUUUGUGUUCCUGUGCAUUAGUAUUAGUAAAUGCGGCUUGGAAACCAAACUACCAGAGGAAACAUGGAUAUAAUGGUAAUGUAGGUUACAACGGAUACAAUGGUGGUAAUGGCUACAACGGUGGUGCAGGAUACGUUGGCGGUGCAGGAUACAACGGCGGCGGAUACAAUGGUGGUGCAGGGUAUAAUGGCGGCGGAUACAAUGGCGGUGCUGGAUACAAUGGUGCUGGAUACACUGGCGGAGCCGGGUACACAGGUGGUGUAGGAUACAAUGGUGCUGGAUACACUGGCGGUGCCGGAGGUGCAGGAUAUACAGGUGCAGCAGGAUACAAUGGCGGUGCUGGAUACACUGGCGGAGCAGGAUACACUGGUGGUGCAGGAUACACUGGUGCAGGAGGAUACACAGGUGGUGCAGGAUACACAGGUGGUGCAGGAUACACUGGUGGUGCAGGAUACACAGGUGGAGCUGGUGGAUACACAGGGGGUGCAGGAUAUACUGGCGGUGCCGGAUACAAUGGCGCUGCAGGAUAUACUGGCGGUGCAGGAUAUACUGGUGGUGCAGGAUAUACUGGCGGUGCAGGAUAUACCGGUGGCAAUGGUGACAAUGUGGAAGAAACAGACCCUACCCUUGCUGAAAUCGAAGACGAAGUUGUAGAAACAGGGUAUAAUGGAAACGGAGAAACUGGAUAUAACGGAAAUGAAGGAACUGGAUAUAACGGAAACGAAGGAACUGGAUAUAACGGAAACAGACGAACUGGAUAUUACAAAAAAGUAAAUACAUAUGGAAAAAAACAAUACGCCAAACCCAAAAAAGUAUACGCUCCAUCUAGAAAAGGUGGUUACUAAGGAACCUGUCAACAAAAUUCAAUCUGAUUGUAAACGGCUAAUUUCUUUAUUGUAAUGAAACUAUCUGUUUAUGCUUAUUAAAAUUUGCAUAGAUAUA